Molecule: messenger RNA, 540 nt
Organism: Penaeus monodon (black tiger shrimp)
Lineage: Eukaryota; Metazoa; Arthropoda; Malacostraca; Decapoda; Penaeidae
Product: glycine-rich cell wall structural protein 1-like
Exons: 2
Coding region: 1-540 (179 amino acids)
Source: RefSeq, a predicted model, not a curated record
AUGAUGCAUCGUAGCCUCCUGAUAACAGUAGCCUUCAUGGCGACGGUGUAUGUGGCGGUGGCUGACAGUGGAUAUGGUGGACGCGGAGGUGGAAGUGGAGGCGGCCAUGAAGGAGGAUUCGGAGGCGGAAACGGAGGUGGAUUCGGAGGCGGAAACGGAGGUGGAUUCGGAGGCGGCCACGGCGGAGGAUUCGGAGGUGGAAACGGAGGUGGUUUCGGAGGGAACGGGGGUGGAUUCGGAGGUGGAAAUGGCGGUGCCGGAGGUUAUGGCUCUAAUGGCGGGGGAGGAGGCAGCGUGGCUUCUGGAAUCCUCCUCGGAAGUGGAAGCCUCCAAAGUGUCGGUGGCUCAGGAUUUGGUGGCGGUUUUGGCGGUGGAAAUGGCGGUUUUGGCGGUGGAAACGGCGGUUUUGGCGGUGGAAACGGCGGUUUUGGCGGUGGAAAUGGCGGUUUUGGCGGUGUCAGUGGUGGGGCUGGUGGUUUCAGCGGCGGGUUUGGAGGUGGCAGUGGUGGAAGUGCUGGUGGCAGUUACGGAAGGAAAUAA